This is a messenger RNA of Tarenaya hassleriana, 3417 nucleotides long. RefSeq names its product serine/threonine-protein phosphatase 4 regulatory subunit 3-like. Gene Ontology annotation, biological process: protein dephosphorylation. NCBI's taxonomy places the organism in Eukaryota, Viridiplantae, Streptophyta, Magnoliopsida, Brassicales, Cleomaceae. The coding region runs from base 231 to 2849 and encodes 872 amino acids. The transcript is spliced from 25 exons. The record is from RefSeq and is a predicted model, not a curated record. Gene Ontology annotation, molecular function: protein phosphatase activator activity. Gene Ontology annotation, cellular component: nucleoplasm; protein phosphatase 4 complex.
CUUUUCUUCCCUUCUCUCCUCUUCCGCGUCUCGAAGGUCGGGGAAAGGCUUGCGCAGGAAAAUAACAGGAGGGGCAAAAGGAAAGCACAUUCUUGGGAGAGAGAAACUAGAUAGAGAGAGAGUAUGACAAGGGUUUGUGCUGCUACGUCAAUGGCGGUUAGGGAUUUCUGUUGAUUCACUCCCCGAAAACCUUCAUUUCCCGCUUAUAUCCUCGGCUUCUGAAGCUAGCGAUGGGCGCUCCGGACAAAUCGCAAUCUACCUCCAACUCGAUGCAGAGAGUGAAAGUCUAUCGUUUAAACGAAGAUGGUAAAUGGGAUGACCGAGGAACGGGACAUGUCACCAUUGACUAUAUGGAGCGAACAGAAGAACUGGGUCUUUAUGUGAUUGAUGAAGAAGACAAUGAAACACUACUUGUGCACCACAUCAGCCCUGAGGAUAUCUACAAGAAGCAAGAAGACACAAUUAUCUCAUGGAGAGACCCAGAGCGCUCGACAGAACUGGCUUUGAGCUUUCAAGAAACCGCAGGAUGCUCUUAUGUUUGGGAUCAGAUCUGCACUGUGCAACGUAAUAUGCAUUUCAACUCUCUUAACAGUGAAACAUUCCACAGCCUGAAUAGUGAGUUGAGGGAGCUUCCCGCCGUAGAGCUUUCCACGCUUCCUCUAAUACUCAAGAUUGUGACUGAGAGUGGCAUUACUGAUCAAAUGCGUCUAGCUGAACUUAUUUUGAAGGAUCAAGAUUUCUUCCGGAAACUGAUGGAUGUGUUUAGAAUCUGUGAGGAUUUGGAAAAUGUUGAUGGCCUUCAUAUGAUAUUCAAUAUAGUCAAAGGAAUCAUUUUGCUCAAUAGUCCUCCGAUCUUUGAGAAAAUCUUUGGGGAUGAGCUAAUCUUGGAAAUUAUUGGGUGUCUAGAGUAUGAUCCUGAUGUUCCUCAGUCCCAACAUCACCGUAAUUUUUUGAAAGAGCACGUUGUUUUUAAGGAGGCUAUUCCAAUUAAAGAUCCCCUGGUCCUUUCAAAGAUACACCAGACAUACAGAAUUGGUUAUUUGAAGGAUGUUGUUUUGGCUAGAGUUGUAGACGAUGCUACAAUGGCAAACUUGAAUUCAAUAAUCCAUGCAAACAAUGCUUUAGUCGUUUCUUUGCUGAAGGAUGACAGCACCUUUAUCCAAGAAUUAUUUGCAAGGUUGAAGUCACCUUCUAUAUCUGCAGAAUCCAAGAAAAAUUUGGUGUGCUUCUUGCAUGAAUUUUGUAGUUUAAGCAAGAGCCUUCAGGUGGUGCAGCAACUGCGGCUUUUUAGGGACCUCAUUAAUGAAGGGAUUUUUGACAUCAUAGCAGAUGUCUUGCAGAGUCCAGACAAGAAACUUGUAUUAACCGGGACAGACAUCCUCAUCCUUUUCUUUAAUCAGGAUUCUAACCUUUUACGUUCUUACAUUCUUCGGCCAGAAGGAACUCCCCUCCUUGGUCUCCUGGUGAAGGGAAUGAUGGAAGAUUUUGGUGAUAAGAUGCACUGCCAAUUUCUAGAAAUUAUACGAAGCUUACUGGAUCCAAAUUCAUUGUCUAGUGGAGCUCAGCAGAGAGCGAAUAUCAUGGAUAUUUUCUGUGAGAAGCAUCUACCUGAGUUAGUUGAUGUUAUAACUGCCUCCUGUCCUGAGAGGCCUGACAAUAAAUCUGAAGGUGCAGCCGGAAAAGUUGGAAGCCAUCAUAGUGCGAAGCCUGAAGUGUUGUCAAAUAUUUGCGACUUGCUAUGUUUUUGCGUUCUGCAGGAUCCUUCCAGGACAAAGUGCAAUUUUCUCCAUAAUAAUGUGACAGAAAAAGUUUUGCAUCUGACACGCAGAAAGGAAAAACACCUUGUGGUUGCUGCUAUUCGCUAUGUCCGAACUCUUCUUGCCAUAUUUGAUGAGUAUGUGCAGAAUUACAUUGUUAAGAACAACCUACUGAAACCGGUUAUUGAUGUGUUUGUUGCCAACGGCAACCGGUACAAUCUGCUGAACUCUGCUGUGCUGGAGCUUCUUGAGCACAUACGCAAGGGAAAUGCAACAGUGUUGCUCAAAUAUGUAGUUGAUACCUUCUGGGAUCAGUUGGCUCCAUUUGAGUACUUGACCUCCAUCCAGGCAUUCAAGGUGAAAUAUGAGCAGUGCUUAGAAAGUACUGUACCGAAGAGCAAUGUUGAUUUAGUCGAUUCUAGAAGAAGAAUUGAUGAGCGUGCUUUGGAUAAAGAAGAGGAAGAUUACUUCAAUGAGGACAGCGAUGAAGAAGAUUCAGCAUCUGCUUCUAAUACACAAAAAGAACAACAAAAGCCCCAUCUCUCCAAUGGAGUGGUAGCAAGCUAUUCAUCUUCGAGUCCGAGGUCUGGUGGAUUGGUUGACUAUGACGAUGAUGAUGAAGACUAUAAACCGCCUCCUAAGAAACAGCCAGAAGCUUCCGAGGAGGAAGAAGUCGAGUUCCGUAGGUUGAAACGCAAAUCCCCUUCGGGAGAAAGAGAGCAGGGGCCAUUGAAAAAACAACGGUUGGUCAAAAGUUCCAUAAAGGAAAACGCAUUUGAUGCACUCUGUUCGACGCUUAGCCAGGCAGUGCUUCCGGGUAAGAAAACUGCGGGCUCCACCGCAUCUGCAGCAACACACUCAACCGAAACAAACAAGAACUCACCGGAAGAACGCCAAGAAACAAAGGAAUCUGAGAAGUCCAGAAGUUGCGAAGACCACAGCAGCAGCUGUCCAGAUGACGAUGAAGAUUCUACUUCCCGGAACUUCUCUGACAGCAAGAGGGAAGCAGCAGACAAUGGAAAGCUAACUGGGGAUGAAAAUGCAUUAAUACCCCAGAAAUCAUCACCCGAAAUGGCUGUAAAUGGAUCCUGAGCUUAACACUUUGGAAGAACAGUUUGGUACCGUCGGUUUUCUCUCUCUCUCUCUUUCUCUCUCUUUGUUCUUGUGGCUGUGACAGAAGGCAGUUCCAUGGCGGCUGAAGGGCGUGGAAAAACGCUUUAGCCGAAAAAAACAGACCACAAAGAGGCUUGGUUUAUGAUACUAAUGGAAGUGGAAGAAGAAUGUGUAUAGAGCCGACAGAUGGAUCCGAACAAGAGGUAAUGUUCUUGUUCAUAGUGUUUUUGCAGCCUUUUCCACACAUAGCAAGAACCAAAAAAAAAGUUAAAAAAAAAAACCGCUUCGGCGACAGCCUUUCCAGUGGUAUGAGCUGAUGAGUAAUCUGCAAUUGGCAUUUGUAAAAUACAAUCUAUCAUCAUGAUCAUCACAAACUUUCUUCAUUUGAAUCCGAAUGGCCCUUUUUUUUUUGGUGGGGAGUUUUGUUCUUAGAUUUUGAUUUCAUGAUAGUCUAUUGUGUGAUGUGUUUUUUGGGUUAUGCUUAGUUCGUUAGCUGUUGGGUAGGACGAAUUGGUCUCUGGUUAGAAAGGAAGCGCCGUAUUUGAUU